UCACGAGUUGAUUUCCUAUUUCUCUCUUGUUGUGUCGAAUCGGUUACCUUAGCAGACAGAAGCCGAACGUCGAUACAUUAAACGAUUAUUAGCAGGUCGAUUCAUUUUCGGAUGCCGCGCAACACUUUCCGUUUUGUUCUCGGCGACAUAAGGUUUAAAACAUACUUCUCUACAUCAAAUAACGGACUUCGACAACAUGGCAGAUCUUGGCAAGGAUCUGGCAGAACAGCAGCUCUUUUGGAAGACGCUUUUUGAAGAGAAAAAGUUGGCGCCGAAGUUGGCCUUGCUGGCAACUGUUCACGUUGACGGUAUCACGUACGACGACAUGCCCCAAUACGGACAAGUGCAUGUCUCGGUCCAGUCUGCAUCCACUUUGGGGGAUAAUUUCAUGAGCGACACUUUCACCGUGUCUGCCCGAUUGCAGCGACAUUACACCACCAAGACUUAUAGAACCUUUGCCAAGGUGCUGCCCUCCAAUCUGUUGCUACGUCAGGCAGCUUACGAAUCGCACACUCAUCAUCAUGAGAUGCACAUGUAUCUUCAUUUCUUCGGUCUCCUGCGCGAAAUGCAUGUUGGAAAAACCAUCACGCUCGAUGUCCCUGAUAUUUACUACGUCAACAUUGAAGAAAUUGUUCAAGACAAGACGGAUGGCUCAGGCACUUGCAUUCUGCUCGAGGAUCUUUCGUCGCAAGGUUAUUGCAUGUCGGAUAAAUUUGGAGGGGCCGAUUACCGGCACUGCCACAUGGCAUUAACCUCACUGGCCCAUUAUCACGCCUUAACUCUGAAUGCUGUGAGAAAGUGGCAAGACCCGUCCACUGGCGAAUUAUCCAAUUUGCCCCAUUCUGCAAAGUUUAUAACGCAGGAAAAGACUAUUUACGAACUGAGUGCGGUUCAAAUUGCCAAAGACUUUUCCAAGCGGUUGAUUGAGUUUACCCAAGAUGUCAAAAGACCAGACCUGGCCGAAUGGCUUCAAAAGAUGAUGGACGACCGGCUGUCUGAAGUCGUUCUUGUUGAUACGGUGCAAUCGUGUGGACCUUUAGCUUGCAUACUGCACGGGGACUUUUGGAACAACAAUAUGCUGUUCAAGUAUGCGGACGAAGCUCAGCAAGGCGGAAGCGAAUCGACUGACAACAUUCCCGUUUCCUUGAAGCUGAUCGACUUUCAACUUUCGAGAGUUGGCCAUCCAGUUACCGACAUCCUCUAUUUCAUGUACGCCAGCGCCAAGCCAGAGGUAAGACAGCACCACAUGCAGGGAUUGUUGCGUCACUAUUUCGACACGUUGACUGCCGACUUGCAGCUGUUUGGUGUCGCCCUUCACUAUUACACCUGGCAAGACUUUCUAAACGAUUACAAGAAGAGAUCGUUGAUGGCAUUAUUCUUUGGCGGCUUGAUCAUGUCUAUGGGGCUGGCCAAAGCCGUCGUCUCUACGAUGCAACAUUUGGACGAGGAGGAACACCUUAAGGAGCCAAUCAGCAAGGGGACCGUUAACGAAGGUGAAAAACAGGAAGACGAGUUUAGUGGGAAGAGCGCCUCAUUUGAGGAGACGUUGAAGAACAUGAUGACGUCUCACGAACUAAGCGAUAAUCCAAUUUUGGCUGAUCGUCUUUUGAAACUCAUCACGGAAGUCCAUAGUCUACACAACUCGUCGUAAAUGAGACGUAUCAUUGCUAGCGUCCACUUAAUGAAUCAAGUAUUUCGUCAAAACGCAUCACGCUCUCGUUUUCAUUAUUUGUGUGAAACAUUUUUUUUUUUUUUCUUUACCCAAACUAAUACAAAAAGUGUUCCCACGAUGGGAACCGGUAUCGUUUUCGUAUGAAAAUGGCGUACUGAGAACAAACUCGGAACAGGGUGACUGUGGUAUUUUGUGUAAUGUCGACUCGUCGACGAAGACAAAGUUAGGUAGGGGAACAAUAGCGAGGCGCGAUUUAAAGUAGGCUUAGUUGCCAAAUUAGGUGGGCGGUUGUCGCCGGAACAAAAAGUGUCAAACUUGUGCAGCGUAUUUGUGUAAACAACAAUCUGUAGAAUUCCGAGGAAAUAAAAUUCGAAACCAAAA
Messenger RNA from Daphnia magna, 2053 nucleotides. RefSeq lists its product as uncharacterized. The coding region runs from base 197 to 1651 and encodes 484 amino acids. The transcript has 5 exons. Lineage: Eukaryota; Metazoa; Arthropoda; Branchiopoda; Diplostraca; Daphniidae. The record is from RefSeq and is a predicted model, not a curated record.